UAUCACCGCCAAGUCUUGGUCGUCUUCUUCACCUUUUUCACCGACUUGGGCGUGGAGUUGGUGUUCUGCACAAACUCUCGCUAUGAUGAAGAAAGGAGGUCAAAAAGGGAAACAAAAGCAGGAUUUAAGAGACGAGAAAUGGACUGUUAAACCCUUAAACGAAGAUGAUCAAAAUUUCACAACACCAGCUCACCAACAACAUUCCAAUCAAGAAACGGCAACACAAAGUAUCGACUUUUCAACAAUACCUAUAUCAGAUUUCAUCUCAACUUCUUCAAAAUCAUCUUCUAUUCGUAGAAAAUCAAAGAGGAUUGGUCGAAAUAGAAGUGCCCGUGUUGUCGAAACACCAAAUUCUCAUAUGGGGACUUCUGAUUUUAACAAAGAAGAGGUGGUGGCUGAGGAACAUGAUGUGAUCGAGAGUGAGAAAUCUGGAGAUGGGUUUGCUUCAGAAACAAAGAAUGAUCAUAGAGAGCAGGUAAUUGAGGGUUCUAGUUCGUUUGAGGAAGUAAAUUGUAUCUCUAGUCGCUUGGAACAGCUUCAGUUGUCUGCCCAAGAACCUAAACUGUCUGAAGAACAACUUACAAUUAAUCAACAGUUGCAGGAAGAUGAGAUACUAGCGAUGGAGGCCAUAUAUGGUGAGAAUGUAGUAGUACUCGAGAGAGACGACGGCUUACGAUCUUUUCAGAUAAAUAUACAUAUUGAGCUUCCUGAUGAACUUAGAAUAGCUACAAGACUUUUGUCUGGUGGGAAGGUCAAAUUUGGAGGAAAAACCAGCGACGCAAUGGCCACAACUGAUAGUUCGAAUGAGUUCUUUUAUACAUUUAAAGUUCAGUAUCUUCCUCCGAUGGUACUGACAUGUUUGCUACCCAAGUCAUACCCAAGCCACAUUUGUCCUUAUUUUACCAUAUCAGUUCAAUGGUUGAAUUCCAAGAGGAUUUCCAAUCUUUGCCACAUGCUGGAUACUAUUUGGACGGAUCAAUCGAAGCAAGAAGUUAUAUAUCAAUGGGUAGAAUGGUUACAGGGUUCAUCUCUUUCUUACUUAGGGUUUGGUGACGAAGUAAUUCUCGGUCCCUAUAACAAUCCAGAUGAUGUUGGUGGAGACAGACGUGCUUUAUCUGAGAGUGUUUCUCCAGAUACUGAUAUACCUUCAUUGAUGAAUUACAACGACGAUAAAUGUCAUGAAGUUUUUCGUCAAAACCUACAUGAAUGCUGCAUUUGUUUUAGUGAAUAUACAGGCACUGAUUUUGUAAGACUGCCAUGUAAACACUUUUUCUGUUGGAAGUGCAUGGAGACUUAUUCAAAAAUACAUGUAAAGGAAGGUACGAUAAACAAGUUACUCUGUCCUGAUUCAAAAUGUGGAGGCCUCGUUCCACCUGGUUUGUUAAAACGCCUGCUUGGGGGUGAAGAGUUUGAUAGGUGGGAGUCACUAUUGUUACAGAAGACACUUGAUUCAAUGUCCGAUAUAGUCUACUGCCCUAGAUGUGAAACAGCUUGCUUAGAAGAUGAAGAUCACCAUGCUCAGUGCCCAAAGUGCUUUUUUAGCUUCUGCAGCCUAUGUAGAGAGCGGCGUCAUGUAGGAGUUUCAUGCAUGACACCUGAAAUGAAACUUCAGGUCUUGCAGGAGCGCCAGAAUUCAUCUCAACUCAACAACGAUCAAAGGCGCAAGGAGCGUGAGAUGAUUAAUGAGCUUCUUAGUGUGCGAGAAAUACAUCGUGAUGCUAAACAAUGUCCUACUUGCAAGAUGGCAAUCUCCAAAAGUGAAGGUUGUAACAAGAUGGAAUGCUCGAAUUGUGGACAGUACUUUUGCUAUCGUUGUAACAAUGCUAUCGAUGGUUAUGAUCAUUUCAAGGAUGGUGGUUGUGUCCUGUUCGAGCUUCAAGAAAUUCAACAGUGGCAAGAACGGAUGAAUGGCCGGCAGAUGUUAGGUCAGAUACAAGCUGAACUCUUUGCAGAUCAGGCUCACCAUUGCCCCAAUUGUGGUCAAAUGAAUGCUAAGGUUGGGAACAACAAUCACAUCUUUUGCUGGGCUUGCCAAAGCCAUUAUUGCUACUUGUGCAAAAAGAAUGUCCGGCGCAGCUCUCAACAUUAUGGACCUAAGGGCUGCAAGCAACACACAGUUGGAUGAAGUUUUGUAUGGCGAAUUCGUCAAGGUUGGUUUCAAUUGAUUAAAAUUAAAUCCAGUAUAGGGAUCAGAAUUAAGCUCGUCCCUUAAUCAACUAACAUCAUUGGUUACUGGAAGUCCAUUUACGCAGAUAUUCUUUCUCCGAGCAAUAUUGAAACUCCAUUGUAUGAAAUAGGAUACAUUUUUGUCGUUGUUUGUUUAAUUUGCUGAGUUAUCUUGUAAACGUUUCCUUGUUUAAGGUUCUUCCAAUUUGUUUUUCAUGUUUGUUUGGAAUGAGUAAAACAAAAUAUCUUUAUUUAUGAGGAAAAAGAAAUUUGACUGUGCCA
This is a messenger RNA of Papaver somniferum (opium poppy), 2448 nucleotides long. Its product is annotated as E3 ubiquitin-protein ligase RNF14-like. Gene Ontology annotation, molecular function: ubiquitin protein ligase activity; zinc ion binding; ubiquitin conjugating enzyme binding. Lineage: Eukaryota; Viridiplantae; Streptophyta; Magnoliopsida; Ranunculales; Papaveraceae. Gene Ontology annotation, biological process: positive regulation of proteasomal ubiquitin-dependent protein catabolic process; ubiquitin-dependent protein catabolic process; protein polyubiquitination. The record is from RefSeq and is a predicted model, not a curated record. The transcript has 7 exons. The coding region runs from base 83 to 2125 and encodes 680 amino acids. Gene Ontology annotation, cellular component: cytoplasm; ubiquitin ligase complex.